UUAUCCUAUUCUACUUUCCAUACCAUGAAAAGGGCUCGGCUGCUACAUUCACUCAAUGAGCUCUUUUGAAAUUUUGCCCUUUAUAAGAUAUGACGCCUAGCAGACAGAUCGAGUCAAAGGAGAGCUGGUACCACCGGCCGACAUGAUUUGGCACGAGACAGUGUAGAAAAGUGAAAGGAGUUCCUGCUUGUCCAUAUUAUACAGCGUAUACCACAAUCGAGCUGAGAUGUUAUCCAAUAAAAUAGCCUGAAGUAUGUACUCCACUGCUCCAACCUUCAACCGAGGAGUGCUCUGAAAAGCUUGAACCAUCCAAGUGAAAGUCUCCGGCAGCUCAAGACUUCCAAGCUCAGGGUUUCAUUCAUUCUAAGAUGAAAUUGAAGCCUGGAAGGAGAAAGCUGUAAGAGGUUUGGGCGCUUGCCGCACCACAUGCACGCAUGAUCCAUUUGGAUCUACCAUAACAGUUUCCUGCGAGGAGGUUGUAGUCUCUUAUUUCACUUCAGCCCACACAGUACCUUUAAGGCUACUUGUGGUCUCCUGGAUGCCUCGAUCUGCAACCUGCAGAAUCCAAAUGGAUCUGAGAGUAAGAGAGGAAGUUCGCUCCCAUUUCCAACUUAGAACAGUGUAGUGAUUGAUACCGGAGAACUCUUGUUACAAAAGGUGAUCAUCGAGAAGAUCUAUCUAGUUGCGAAGGAGAUCAUCCCUGAAAAAAAUUGCAAAAAGGAGAUUGAUGCAGCUGUCUUGCACUGAUCUCCCUUCGUGAGGGCUUCUGUUUUCAAUCAAGCAAAUAGAUUCAGCGUGCACAGACAGUACUUCUGUCUCUGAAAACAAAACAAACAGAGGAUACUUUCAGAAAGUAUGAAGCUAUUAGCUUUUGGUUUAGUCUUAUUGGGGUGCUUACAAGGUUUUGUUACUUGUGACUACCAAGUUACAGCACUGUAUGAAAUCAAGAUGCAUCUCAUUGAUGAUGGUGGUGUCCUACAAGACUGGAAGGAUAAUCAAAUGUCCCCCUGCAAUUGGAGAAAUGUUAUUUGUCAAGACAACAAAGUAAUUAAGAUAACUUUGAGCUCAACAGGAUUAGCCGGAGUCUUGUCACCCAGCAUUGCAGAACUAACAACUUUACAACAGCUGCUAUUGGAUGGCAAUAUGAUAGGUGGUGGAAUUCCUGAGGCGCUUGGGAACGUAUCAAGCUUAACAACUCUAAAUCUAGGAAGAAAUAUUUUUAAUGGUUCCAUACCUGAUUCUCUUGGCCAUCUUCAAAAGCUCCAAACACUGGAUCUAAGCGAAAAUCUCUUAACCGGGGAGAUCCCAAUCUCCCUCUCAAAUCUUUCAUCACUGAAUGAAAUUAAUCUAUCAGGCAACUACCUUAAAGGUGAAAUACCAGAACAACUACUUCAGGUGGUUCAAUACAACUAUACAGGCAACCACUUGAACUGUAGACGAAACUCAACUCCUCCAUGUGAAAAAGGCGCCACUAAGGCAGGGCCUAAAACUAAAAGCAUUCUUUGGGGCUUGGCUGCUGUUUCUUCUCUACUAGCAGUUAUUUUCUGUUUCCUCUUUUGCUUUGGAUUGAUCAAAUUCAGAAGGCUCACAAAAGGUAAAUGGAGCGUAAUGGAUAGAUCAGAGGUGAAUACGCACCGAGGUGAAGAGAUAGUAUGGGACAUAGAAGGGAACAAUCCAGAGUUCACAUUUUACGAAUUUUCACAAGUUUUGGAAGCUACAAAUAAUUUCUCGGUAGAAAAUAAACUUGGACAAGGUGGCUUUGGUCCUGUUUACAAGGGUCAAUUUCCUGAUGGAUUGGAUAUAGCAGUUAAAAGACUUGCUUCACAUUCAGGGCAAGGUCUCACAGAGUUCAAAAAUGAAGUCCAACUCAUAGCCAAACUCCAGCACAGAAAUCUGGUUAGGCUGUUGGGUUGUUGCUCUCAGGGGCAGGAGAAAAUGUUGAUCUAUGAAUAUUUGCUGAAUAAAAGCUUGGAUUUCUUCAUAUUUGAUGAAACAAGAAGAACUUUACUUAAUUGGGACAGACGGCUCGUGAUAAUCGAAGGAAUUGCACAGGGACUUCUGUAUUUGCAUAAACACUCUCGGUUACGAGUCAUACAUAGAGAUGUUAAAGCAAGCAACAUUCUCUUGGACUCUGAAAUGAAUCCAAAGAUUUCAGAUUUUGGACUAGCAAAAAUGUUUAGCUCAAAUGAUAUCGAAGGAAACACACAAAGGGUGGUUGGGACUUAUGGAUAUAUGGCUCCAGAGUAUGCUUCUGAAGGCCUCUUCUCAACAAAAUCUGACGUAUUCAGCUUCGGUGUGCUAAUUCUUGAGAUCAUCACUGGAAAAAGAAACUCAGGUUUCCAUAAGCACGGAAGCUUCCUGAACCUUCUUGGAUAUGCAUGGCAUUUGUGGGAAGAGCGAAGAUGGUUUGCGCUCGUCGAUUCAUCAUUGGCUGCAAGCGGUUGUACAUUAGAGAUGAUGAGGUGCAUCAACAUUGCGUUGCUAUGUGUGCAAGAGAACGCGACCGAUAGGCCCACCAUGUCUGAUGUGGUCGCGAUGCUAAGCAGCAAAAGCGUCUCCCUGCCUGAGCCUAAACACCCAGGAUAUUUCCAUGUAAGGGUUGCAAAAGAAGAGGCCUUCACAAAUGCAGAGUCAUACGGUACCAAUGAUGCGACUAUAUCCACCCCCUACGGUAGAUAGUAUUGAAUGAACAUAUGGUAGAUAGUACUAUUGUAAAUUGUUUCAGAUGUGAAUGUUCGCUAUGACUAUACUUGGCACUGUUCGUGUGACUCAGAGAAAUUUGUGACUUACUAAUGCUACCAGA
Messenger RNA from Panicum hallii, 2803 nucleotides. RefSeq names its product LRR receptor kinase SERK2-like. The transcript is spliced from 15 exons. The record is from RefSeq and is a predicted model, not a curated record. Gene Ontology annotation, molecular function: protein kinase activity; ATP binding; protein binding. Lineage: Eukaryota; Viridiplantae; Streptophyta; Magnoliopsida; Poales; Poaceae. Gene Ontology annotation, biological process: protein phosphorylation. The coding region runs from base 856 to 2679 and encodes 607 amino acids.